This is a messenger RNA of Lithohypha guttulata, 1350 nucleotides long. RefSeq lists its product as uncharacterized. The transcript has a single exon. Lineage: Eukaryota; Fungi; Ascomycota; Eurotiomycetes; Chaetothyriales; Trichomeriaceae. Gene Ontology annotation, biological process: regulation of gene expression; chromatin remodeling. The record is from RefSeq and is a predicted model, not a curated record. Gene Ontology annotation, molecular function: histone H3K36 demethylase activity; histone H3K9 demethylase activity. The coding region runs from base 1 to 1350 and encodes 449 amino acids. Gene Ontology annotation, cellular component: chromatin; nucleus.
AUGCACCAGCUGGACCAGGGCGAGCGGCUCCGCAGCUUCGUUUACGACGCUAUCGAGUCACCCCACGCGACAGUAGCCAGUAUCACGAUCUAUCCUGAUGACUAUCCUCCCCCUCUUCGACCGGUUGUCGACGACUUUCGUCGAGCAGUGCAGGCCUUCUUGCAAGACCUACAAGGGAUUGCAGCCGCCACUGGGCGGGCAGAUGAAAGAUCAGCCGGGGGUCUUGAGAACCGCACGGUUAGUGCCGCUUGCGGACUCGACCUCUCAGCGAAAGCGAGCGCGCAGGCACAAGCUGUUGGGUCAGAAACUCACACUGCCGAGGUGAUAGAGUCAGAGAACGAUGUUGCCCAGGAAGCAGUCCAUGGCCAUGGCACCGAGCCCGAGACCGCCUCCACAACGACUUCUCCUUCCGUCGACUCAGCGCGUACGCCAGCGCUCCUGUCACCGGCCUUGCUUGCAGAAGUACAACCAAAAACAAAGGCGUCAACUGAAAAGAUCGAGUCCGACAUGGAAGAGAAUGUUCUCCGGCUCUUCCCGACCAAGGCACAGUACCACGACUUCGCUUCGCUCCUUGCUUGUGCGAAAGAGCUUGGGGCAGAAAAGGUUGGCGUGUUCAAGGUGGUGCUACCCGAAGACAUGCCACAAGACUUUGACGUGGUAGACAGUGACGACUGUCCUGUCUCCGUCUUCGCCGCCACGAAGAAGACAGAAGGAGUCUUCCAGCUCAGUCGACAGCCUCAACGAGCCUCGCUGCGCAUGGUGCCAGAUCCUGCAGAAACCAGGACCGCGCAGGCGCUGGAACAGUUCGAAGCUGCCCUGGAGAAAGAGUCGGGCCUCGACGGAGUCGUGUAUUGUACCGACUAUGAUGCAAAGACGCCCCCAGAUCGGCACGACCUAGGUCUCCCCGAGCAGUCUCCAAUCUGGCGACUCCCAAGCAACGAGCUGGACAGGACGGCGAAGUACGUGCCCGGUCUGCAUCACCCCUUUGGCUACAAGUCUGACGCCCAUUUCGGAGCGCCGUUCGCUUUGCACAAGGAGGACUGCGACCUGGUCUCGCUGAACGUGCUCUACUACGGGUGCAAGGUGUGGACGGUCGUGGCUCCUCGUCAUGCGUCACUUGUCGAGCAGGAGCACAAGUCGAUCUGGAAACACAGACAUACUUGCGCACAAAGUCUGCGCCAUUGUUCUACGUGGGUGCUCCCUCGGACGCUGGCAGAAUGGGGAGCCAGCGCAGUCACGCUGCGACAACAUUCCAACGAGGUGGUGGUGGUCUUGCCGGGAGCUUACCACCAAGGCUUCUGUGUCGGCUCGACUCUGGGAGAGGCGGUCAACUACGCUCCCGCAGGCUAG